CGUCCCCGGGUGGCCGGGCAACACUAGGGACAGCGCCCGAGAAUCCACUGGGGACAGGCUCCUGGGCUUCCCAGCGUCGCGGGUAGAGGUACAGCUGCUCCGUGUGCCGCAGGCUCCAGAUUCUCGCCACCCCACCCCUCCCUCAGAAACUCGGACUGCUCUCGUCUGCCGUGUGGUUCUCUUUUCUUCCGAAAGGCCAGAGUCUUAUCUCUCAACUUCAAGUCCAGAGGACUUGCCCAGUCUCCUCCCCUUAAGUCAUUUCCACCAUCCUCAGGCAGCUGUGGGAAGCCGAGAGUCCUGGACUGCUCGUCCCGGUGCCAGCGCUGGCAGUCCCAGUCCGUCCGGUGCAGCAGUCCAGCGCAUUCCCCUCUCUCCCUCCCUCUUGCUCUCCCUCCCUUUCUGUCUUCCUCUCUUUCCUCCUCUACUGCUCCCUCCCUCUUUUGCCUCUUAAGUUUCCUGCACCGUGAAUCCAAGUGUGCCAAGCCUUGGCUCCCGCGAACCAAUCCUGAGCGCGACCCGGGCACUGGGACGGCGACUCCGCCAAAGCUGGACGAGGCAGCUGGACCCGUCUGCGCUCGAGCAUGGAGACGGAGCGCCUGGGAGGGCACGUCCGGGGCGCUGGAGACGCCAGGCCCGAGUAGCUCCUCAAUGGAGCCUGCCCGGAGCUGUCCCUUCUCGCCGGUUUCACCCCAAGUCCUGUGCGGCUGCUGAGAGCGCUCCUUGCUCUGUAAAGUGGAUGUCAGGUGGAUCUAUGUUUUUGAAGGAACAAAGACUCAGAGAAGGCACCGCCAAGGAAGUUUGAGACGCGGGAGAAUGCAGGCUGCGUGCUGGUACGUGCUUCUCCUCCUGCAGCCCACCGUCUACUUGGGACUUCCCAUCAAAUGGGGAUACAAAGUUAAGAAAUGCAAGCUUGAUACUGAUGAUUGUGACUGCAGCUUCUGCUCGUGGCAUGUGGGACACAAGCGUUGUAGGAAGUCUGCAUCUAUUGACCUGACCAAUAUGAAAAAUGAUCCCUGGGCCUCAGGGUAAGGUCACAUGUGCCAAUUUAACGAACGGUGGAAAGUCAGAACUUCUGAAAUCAGGAAGCAGCAAAUCCACACUAAAGCAUAUAUGGACAGAAAGCGGCAAAGACUUGUCUAUCAGUCGACUCUUGUCACAGACUUUUCGUGGCAAAGAGAAUGAUACAGAUUUGGACCUGAGAUAUGACACCCCAGAACCUUAUUCUGAGCAAGACCUCUGGGACUGGCUGAGGAACUCCACAGACCUUCAAGAGCCUCGACCCAGGGCCAAGAGAAGGCCCAUUGUUAAAACGGGCAAGUUUAAGAAAAUGUUUGGAUGGGGCGAUUUUCAUUCCAACAUCAAAACAGUGAAGCUGAAUCUGUUGAUAACUGGGAAAAUUGUAGAUCACGGCAAUGGAACAUUUAGUGUUUAUUUCAGGCAUAAUUCAACUGGUCAAGGGAAUGUAUCUGUCAGCUUGGUACCCCCUACAAAAAUUGUGGAAUUUGACUUGGCACAACAAACUGUGAUUGAUGCCAAAGAUUCCAAGUCUUUCAAUUGUCGCAUUGAAUAUGAAAAGGUUGACAAGGCUACCAAGAACACACUCUGCAACUAUGACCCUUCAAAAACCUGUUACCAGGAGCAGACCCAAAGUCAUGUAUCCUGGCUCUGCUCCAAGCCCUUUAAGGUGAUCUGUAUUUACAUUUCCUUUUAUAGUACAGAUUAUAAACUGGUACAGAAAGUGUGCCCUGACUACAACUACCACAGUGACACACCUUACUUUCCCUCGGGAUGAAGGUGAACAUGGGGGUGAGACUAAAGCCUGAGGAAUUAAAGGUCAUAUGACAGGGCUGAUACCUCAAAGAAGAAGGUCACAUCUGUUGCCUGGAAUGUGUCUACACUGCUGCUCUUGUCAACUGGCUGCAAAUACACUAGUGGAAAACAAUCUGAUGUAAUUUCUGCCCAGUCAGCUUCAUCCCUCAGUAUAAUUGUAAAUCAUCACAGGUUUUGAAGUCACACCUGAAGACAUGCUCUCACAUAUAGAGGUACACAAACACACUGUCAUGCACAUUUCAGCUUGCAUCUGUCGUGAUUCCUGUUGAGAGGGCUUUCAUUGUCUGACUCAUAAUGGUUCAGGGAUCAACUAUCAUCAAACAGAAGGAUUAACUAGACGGAGAAUGUUUCUAACACUCGCUGUUAUGGAAAUCUCUUUUAAAGUCUUGAGUACAUGCUAAUCAAUAAUCCCCACUCAUGCAUUCCUACUGCUUGGAGUAGCUGUACUGGUAAAUACUAUUGUAGGAGUAUCUGCUUGUUAAAAUGGAAAAAUGUGUCUUUAGAGCUCAGUAUUCUUUAUUUUACAAACACAACAAAAUGUAGUAACUUUUUUCCAGCAUACAGUAGGCACAUUCAGGGUGGUCCAAGAUGGCUCUUUUUUCUAUGAAAGGGGCCUGUUCUCAGUAAAGAUGAGCAAACAUUUGGAAUUUACAUGUGGGCAGACAUUGGUAUAACAACUUUCAUCACCAAUCACUGGACUUUUGUGAAGUUGAGACCAGCUAAAGCUGCUUAAAAUAAGUUCUGAUCAUUAUAUAAGAAGGGAAAUGCCUGGCAGACACCAUGUAAGUUAUAAGUGUCUGUCUUAUCUUUACUACACAUAUUGUAACAAAUUCAAUAUCCUAGUCUUCAUUUGUAUGAAUGGUUUGUACUGUACAUAGUUUAACCAAGUGUUAUUUGAGCUGCUUAUUAAUAUUAACUUGUACUUGUCUCUCUGCUUGUUAUUGGUUAAGAAAAAAGGAUAUGAGGAAUUCAUUUUAUCGAUGUAGCUGUGAACUCCAUUAAAAAGACAAACAAUGUACAGAGCAUUUAUUCAGAUCAAGUAUUGUUGAAAGCUAUACAUAUACAACAUUACAGUCUGUCUGUAUUUAGAUAUUUUAUUUCUGGACAAAAUGAAAUGUACAUAAAAAUAAAACACUUAAAGUUGAGUUUCAAUA
This is a messenger RNA of Cercocebus atys (sooty mangabey), 2984 nucleotides long. It is a transcript of the gene NXPH1, whose product is annotated as neurexophilin 1. The transcript has 4 exons. The record is from RefSeq and is a predicted model, not a curated record. Bases 1007 to 1792 code for a protein of 261 amino acids. Gene Ontology annotation, molecular function: signaling receptor binding. Lineage: Eukaryota; Metazoa; Chordata; Mammalia; Primates; Cercopithecidae.